Molecule: messenger RNA, 1923 nt
Organism: Ylistrum balloti
Lineage: Eukaryota; Metazoa; Mollusca; Bivalvia; Pectinida; Pectinidae
Product: angiotensin-converting enzyme-like
Exons: 13
Coding region: 1-1923 (640 amino acids)
Biological process (GO): proteolysis
Cellular component (GO): plasma membrane
Molecular function (GO): metallopeptidase activity; peptidyl-dipeptidase activity
Source: RefSeq, a predicted model, not a curated record
AUGUGGAUUUUAAAAGUGUUGGUGACAUUGCUGGCCCUGGGGUGGGGAGGGGCCCAGAGUGGUACCGAAUCUGAGGGCGUACAGUUUUUGGAGGACUACAAUACAAAGGCAGGCCUGGUUUAUAACAAAAAUGUCAAGGCGGCGUGGAAUUACUACACCAAUAUUACAGACGAAAAUCUCCAGAUCAUGACAGCAAGCAACUUAGAGUCUGCUGAAUUUUCGAAAGACGUCGCUAGAAACAUCACCGCCAGAUUUCCGAAUUGGAACACAUUUACAGAUGAAAACGUCAAAAGACAGUUCAAGAAGCUUGUUGACUUGGGGUUUGCUGCUGUUAACGACACCGAGAAACUGAAGUCAAUAUCUACAUUGGAGGCAGAAUUAACGGGUAUAUACAGUACGGGCGAGGUAUGUCUUCCAGAGUUUGGGAAAGGCUGUCUCUCUCUCGAGCCAGGUCUGACAGACCUGAUGGCGAGCAGUAGGAACUACCAGGAAUUGACAGCGGUAUGGAAAGGAUGGCGCGACGCAUCGGGAAAGAAAAUGAAGUCGAAGUACACCGACUUUGUUAACGUCAUGAACGAAGCCAUCACUUUUAGUGGUUACAAUGACACUGGGGAUUACUGGAGAUCAUGGUAUGAGACGCCGUCUUUCGAAGAGGAUGUUAAAAGUCUGUAUGAACAGUUGCGUCCCUUAUAUGAAAAUCUCCAUGCUUACGUUCGCAGGAAGUUGAUAAACAAAUACGGAAAACAGUAUUUCCCAGACAAUGGACACAUUCCUGCGCAUCUAUUUGGUAAUAUGUGGUCACAGGAAUGGAUUAAUAUCUAUGACCUGGUAGAACCUUACCCUGAAGCUACAAGUGUGAAUAUAACAGCCAAAAUGAUAGAAAAGGGUUACAAUAUCACAUAUAUGUACAGAGUGGCAGAAGAGUUCUUCACAUCGAUCGGCUUCGAAGCCAUGCCUGAGAGUUUCUGGACAAAGUCGAUGCUUGAGAAGCCAGCCGAUAGAGAUGUAGUUUGCCAUGCGUCUGCCUGGGAUUUCUACGACGGCAAGGACUUUAGGAUAAAGCAAUGUACAACGGUUACAGAUAGUCAACUUCUCACCGUUCACCAUGAGAUGGGACACGUGAUAUAUUACCUAACAUAUUUGAAUCAACCUGUUAUCUAUCGCAGGGGAGCUAACCCUGGUUUUCACGAAGGCAUGGCUGAUAUUGUCAGUUUGUCAUUUCAAACUCCCGAACACAUGAAGGCGAUUGGACUGUUAGAUGACGUUCCUACUGAUGAUAAGAGUGAUCUGAACUUCUUGCUGAAGAUGGCCCUUGAUAAGGUCGCUUUUCUACCAUUUGGUUAUCUGAUCGAUCAGUGGCGCUGGAGCGUGUUUAGAGGGGCGACCACUCCGUCAACCUACAACCACGACUGGUGGGACCUACGAUGCAAAUACCAAGGUAUAUCACCUCCAGUGGAAAGGUCAGAGGAAGAUUUUGACCCUGGCGCAAAGUACCAUAUUCCUGGGAACACACCAUACAUAAGGUAUUUUGUCAGUUUCAUUGUCCAGUUUCAGUGGCAUAAGGCUCUUUGUGACGAAGUUGGAUACGUAGGACCCCUUCAUAGAUGUGACGUGUAUCGUAACGUGUCAGCUGGUAAUCUAUUGAGAGAGAUGUUGAAAUUGGGUUCGUCUAGACCAUGGCAGGACGCCAUGCAGGUUAUAACGGGAUCUCGUGAAAUGACUGUUCUACCUCUGGUACAGUACUUCGACCCAUUGUUGCAAUGGUUGAAGGAACAGAACAAGGAGGAAAACAUUGGUUGGAGCUCCAUCUGCCCAACAAAUAUUCCAUCGGCAAUUGCUCCCACCACUACGUCAGGUUCUCCCAUCAUCAAUGUAUCCGAUACCUUAGCCAUGCUAAUCCUGUUGAAGAAGCUUUUUGUAUAG